Molecule: messenger RNA, 5382 nt
Organism: Ctenopharyngodon idella (grass carp)
Lineage: Eukaryota; Metazoa; Chordata; Actinopteri; Cypriniformes; Xenocyprididae
Gene: loxl1
Product: lysyl oxidase-like 1
Exons: 7
Coding region: 425-2083 (552 amino acids)
Biological process (GO): peptidyl-lysine oxidation
Molecular function (GO): copper ion binding; protein-lysine 6-oxidase activity
Source: RefSeq, a predicted model, not a curated record
AGGGAGGGGGAGAUGAGAACAUUUUUUCUUUUUUCACAGACCAUUGUAAGCAGUCAGAGAGGCAAAUAGUGAAGUGCAGAGGAGAGCAACAGGCAGUCGUCUCCAGAGAGAGCCUGAGAGCAAUGCUCAGUCCACUGACAACAACUCAACAUCCGGACAGUAAGGAAGAGGGAGGUUUUUCAUACUGCAGCCUGCCCUGGGGCCUCAGAAAUCAUCUGCCUUCCUCACAGAUAUGCCUGCACCACAUACUGAACCAAGGACAAAGUUUCUUCACUGCAUGUAGUCUGACUUGCUCAUGGACACUAUAAGUCCUCUAUGCCAUACCAUCUUUAACCUGCUGGAUCAAGGGAUUCAAUUUGGAGUUUCACUGUCCACAAGUUUCUAGGAAGUCUUGGAAGUUGUUUUCCAUGCAAGUCUUGUCAAUAUGCUGCCUGUUGUUUUCGUGACAUGGUGGGUCUGGGUGUUGCUUGGAACCGUAGGGGGACAGUCUCAAUCUCAGCAUCAGUCUCAGACUGAGGACUCAAACCCCUGGAGACAGAUGAUUCAAUGGGAGAACAAUGGACGAGUGUACAGUCUUCUCAACAGUGGGGCUGAAUACGUCCCAGCUCGGCCUCAGGAGCGUAACAGGAACCACCGAGUGCUACUAGCGGACACUCCCAACAGUAGAUCACAAGGUGGGAAUGUACGGAGACAAGCACCCUCAAGAGGAAGCUCUGAGACUGUGAGAGGCCAAGCCAGACACCCCUUUGGCUUUGGCCAGGUGCCGGACAACUGGCGUCAGGGUGCAGCUGGGACAGGUGAAACAAGUCGUUUCCAGUCAUCUACCGGCUCUCGUUUUAGACAAUCCUCUGGUUCUUCUUCCUCCUCCUCCUCCUCCUCCUCAUCAUCCUCUUCUUUUCAUGCACAGUAUCCGUUCCCUCAACAGCCACCUUAUGCUGCUCCUUAUGACUCAGUUUUGGACAGGUCAUAUGAACCCCCCUUCCGUGGAACUGGGCACUCCACGGGCACUGGUGGUGGCUUCGCCAGAGGAGGAUACGGAGGGGGUGGGUACUCUGCCAGCAGUUUUGGAGGAGGAAGCUAUAAUGGAGGGGGUCCUGCAACUGAUGAGAGGUAUCGUUACUAUUCCCCUUACAGUCAAACCUACCCUGUUGCUCCUGCACAACCUGCACAGCCAUCAAUCUCUGAUGGAUUGGAUCACAGAUACACGCACAGCCUGUACAAUGAGGACUCUCGAGAUAGCGGUAAUGCUGCACUACCUGUCUCUAAUGGUGCCUCAAGCAACACAGGCUCAUCCCUCCAGCCUGCAGUGCAAAGCCCCCAAUACGAACAAUUUCCACCCUUUGGAAGGCCCCAGCCACAGCCUCCGUUUAUACAACCACCUCCUCGCAACCCUCUCGUCUCCAACAACGCAGAAAGCCCCAACAUGAAUGCAGGGAGUGUUUAUCGUCCUCAGCAAAGAGGUUUGCCUGACCUGGUUCCUGACCCCAACUAUGUCCAAGCCUCCACAUACGUUCAAAGAGCCCAUAUGUACUCCUUACGCUGUGCAGCAGAGGAGAAAUGUUUGGCUAGCUCCGCUUACAGUGCUGACGCCACAGACUAUAGCGUCAGGGUUCUUCUGCGCUUCCCUCAGAGAGUGAAGAACCAAGGGACGGCUGAUUUCAUGCCCAACCGACCUCGUCACACCUGGGAGUGGCACAGCUGUCACCAGCAUUACCACAGUAUGGAUGAGUUCAGUCACUACGAUCUGUUAGAGGUCAGCUCUGGCCGGAAGGUGGCCGAGGGACAUAAAGCCAGUUUCUGUCUGGAGGACACGACCUGUGACUUCGGUCAUCUGAAGCGUUACGCUUGUACUUCACAUACACAGGGUCUCAGUCCAGGUUGCUAUGACACAUACAAUGCAGAUAUUGACUGCCAAUGGAUUGACAUCACUGAUGUUCAGCCAGGAAACUAUAUACUCAAGCUCCAGGUGAACCCAAAGUACUUGGUGCUCGAGUCGGACUUCACCAACAAUGUCGUCCGGUGCAACAUCCACUACACGGGCCGCUUUGUCAAAACAACAAACUGCAAAAUCUCCCAGUCAUGAUCUGUCAGAUCUGGAUGAAUCUCUAUGGAUGCGCUGUUCCAUUGCAAUGUGAAUGGUGUCGCUGUGAUUGUUUAUUGUAUUUGUCUUGGUUCCCGUUUAUCGUGAACCUGGAUUCAGCUGGCGCCGAGAGGAACAAGCACACAUACGGUCACCCUCACACACACGGCAGACCGACGUCUGUUUUCUUUCCUGUUAUCCCUGGCUUUUCAUAAAAACACACACAUGCUGCCCCCAAUUAAGUCUAAUUCCUUCACCAUUUUUAAGUGGGCUACAUUGCUGGAAUGCAAAGCGCGAUUAUUGAACUGCAAUUCCGUAAUUUAGAUCAGGAAAAUCAGCAACUGGAAACAAUCCUUCUUUUUUCCCAAGCCUCUCUCUUUGUCUGUGCCACUUCAGCAAAGGUGCAAUACUGAAAACGGCGUAUGAGAGAUCAGCCAGCCUGUCAAUCAUCCUCACCAAUUAAGUCAAAAGUGGUUUUAGUUUGAAUGAAGGCCCUGGGAAAAAAAAGAAAAAAAAAAAAAAUGAAAUGGCUUUGGGAUUAAAGCACUUUGAAUAAAAGCCUUGAAUCCAAAAGCUGGAAGCAGUUUAUCAAGCUGUUUUUACCUUGGAGGCUUAUUUUAGUCUUUUACUUAACCUGCUGCAAUUUACAUUAAAUUAGCUUGUAAUGUUGCCUUGUAUGUCAGUCCACUGAUAGUUCUAUAAUACAAACUCGACUAUACUUGAGACGUCCCCCUACGAGCUGUGCCAGUGUGGAUAAAUGAUUUUUAGUGAUUAGAGGAAUAUUCUGGGUUCAAUACAAGAACAAAUAAUGUCUAAAUCAAGGUUAUGGUGAGGCGCUUACAAUGGAAGUAAAUUUUUGGAUUAUUUAAAAGCAAAAAUGUAAAGCUUUUCAUUUCAUAAAAGCACUUACAUGCUUCUGUUAAAAAUUGUGCAUUAUUUUAGCUAUAAAGCUGUUUAAGUUAUAAUUUCUACAGUUUUAGGAUUUAAAGCGUUGUCGUGUCAAGAGAUUUUUUUUUUUUUUUUCCGCACGAAAAUCAUAUUAACACUGCAAAAAAAUAUUUUCUUAUUUAGUAUUUUUGUCUUGUUUUCCAGUAAAAAUAUCUUAACAUUCUUAAAUCAACAGACAUUCACUUGAGAAAAUGGCUUAAGAAAUUAAGUUUUUUUUCUUUUCUUUUUUUUUUUUUUAAGUGAGUUUGUGCUUAAAAUCAGAACAAAUAUCUGCCAAUGGGGUCAGAAAAAUAAACUUCAGAAAAGAAAACAAGAUUAUUUUCUGACCGCUCUGACAGAUAUUUUUUCUUGUUUUAAGCAUGAAGUCACUAAAUUUCCAUAUUUUUUUCAGUACACAAGACUUAAUUAUAGAAGCUUGUUUCUGCCACUAAAUAAAAUAAUUAAAAAGGUAAUUGCAACUUUUUAUCUCACAAUUCUGACUUUUCUCGCAAUUGUGAGUUAUAAAGUCAGAAUUGCGAUUUUUAGUCGCAAUUCUGACUUUAUAAAUCUCGCAAUUCUGAGAAUUCUUUUUUCCUCAGAAUUGUGAGAUAUAAAGUCAGAAUUGCGAGUUAUAAAGUCAGAAUUGUGAGAUAUAAACUUGUAAUUCUGAGAAAAAAACCAUCAGUCUUUUUUUCCCUUCACGAUUGGACAUUAUAACACGCAAUUGAGAGUUCACAAUUCUGAGAUAAAAAGUCAGAAUUGUGAGAUAUAAACUUGCAGCUCGGUCAGUGCACACGAGUGCGAGCACGAGCAGUAAGUUACUGGCUGCAGUUCACUUCAUGGCCACCGGUGUCGCUAAUAACAAGGGUUUCUGAAUUCUACAUAGAUCCCCUUUAAGUCAUUUUGCUUCUCAAGUAAAUGUAUCUUGAUUUAAAAAUGUUUAGAUAUUAGUAAUGAAAAGCAAGACAAAAAUACUGAUCGUUCUUGCAGUGAACAACACACAUUGCUGUGUGGCUGUACUAUUGAAACAGUGAGUAUUUUUGGCCCCAUUCACUUCCAUUAAAGGGAUAGUUCACCCCAAAAAUGAAAAUGCUGUCAUCUUUUACUCAUCCUCUAGUUGUUCCAAACCCGUAUGAGUUUCUUUCUUCUGCUGAACAGAAAAGAAGAUAUUUUUAAGAAUGUCGGUAACCCAACAGUUAAUGGAAGUCAAUGGUGCCCCGCGACUGUUUGGUUACCGAUAUUUUUUUCAAAAUAUCUUCUUUUGUGUUCAGCAGAAGAAAGAAACUCAUACAGGUUUAGAACAACUUGAGGGUGAGUAAAUGAUGACAGAAUUCCCUGGGAAUCAAACCCAUGACCUUGGCGUUGCUGGCGCCAUGAUCUACUGUUUAAGCUACAGGAUUGUAUUGUAUUGUACUAAACCGAGUAAUAUAGUUUGCAAACCUUUCAUUUUGAGAUUAACUUGUGCUGUGUGAAUCCUGACAUCCAUGUUGGAUCAUAUCUAUUGUUUCUUUAAUUGCCAACACUGGUCAGCCGCCACAGGUCACCGUAUGCUUCAUAUGAUACAGUUAACCCACUGAUGCAUGCCAUUAGCUAUAGGUUUAUUUUAUCAUAGUGUACUCAUAUCCACUGUUCUUAUGUACUGUGUGGAGGGAAAUACUGUACUUGCUGUGUUACACUCCAGGAAUUCAUGUUUCUUUGUAUCUGAAAUUGAGAUUUAUGCCUUGAUUUGUUAAAUCGAACACAGAUGAUACUACUGUUGCAAAGCUAACAUUGCAUACUUUGAUGUUACUGACAAUCUUAACUCCAUCCGUACCUACCUCGGAAAGAGAAACCGUAUUUGCAGUUAAAAAGGGCUCCAUGUAAUGCUACACUUGAAGAGCCUUAAACGACAAACAUCCGUCUGCAUACGUUCUGCAGUAUAAGCAUGCUAUCAUCAGCUAAUAAAUGCAUACAAAACCUCUAAGAAGCUUUCUGUGAGGGUCGUCACAUAUGUUCGAUGUGAAUGAAACGUGUGUUUUGAUGCAUCAAACCCUUCAACCAAAGCUAAAUGAAUUCCUUUCUGCAGUGAGCAGUUCUUCAUUCACUCUGCCUGGUUUACAGUCUGGGAAAAGUGUUGUCCAUUAUUAAGAUCCAGAUCAAAUGCAGAACAGAUUUUGUUUUAUCGUAUCUCUUUAUACUCUGUAGAAAUGAUUAUUAUAACAUUGUUUAUAGUGUAGACAGUCUGGUUGCGAUCUGGUUUUGUGGUCCAGGACAGGUGCACACAUCCAUCUCUUUGAGCUGUUGUUAUUUUUGUUGUGGUCGUCUCUUAUUCUUUGUGCUCUGAAUCAUCUGUCCUUAAAUACUGGAUCUUUAAAUAAAGACCGAAGUGUAUACCA